CAACGAUUUUAUCACCUUUUUCUUUACCUUUUCAGUGGUUGACAAGCUUUCGGUUAUAUAUCACAAAUAUAGCACUUGACAUUUUUAAGCUUGAUGAAGUACCACAUACAUUGUAUCUUUUGUUUAGUAAAGGCGACUUAUCGAAUAUAAAUGAGGCAAUUGAUCAUGCCUCGCGCGGAAAGAACAUCAUAAAACACUCAACUAUAUUGGCAUUAUACAGCAACGCUUAUUGUGCUCCGGUGGUUUACAGAAUUGCAUUACAUUGCAUAAACGGUUAUUUGAAAGGGAAAGGUAUCUUAAAAACAUAAUGACAAAUAUAGAUAACAAAAAGACAAAGGAGAUAAAAUGUGGAUGAUAUUAUACGAAAAGAGGAUUUAAACAUUAUCAAAACAGUUUAUUGAAAUGAGAAUUUUAAACCAGGGUAUUUAAAAAUAAAGUAAUAUAAUGAUAAUAAAGAAGAUAUGGCAUGCUUAAAUCUUCGCUAUUAAAAAGGAGAAAUAAUUGAAAUAAACACUGUUUAGAUACAGUAGCAAAGAAUACUGUGAUUGUUGCGAGACGUCUUCAAAACUGCAGUACUUUUUGGAUCUGUAUAAUUAAAUGAUAUUCAGAUAUAUGGGCACUUUUUAAAGAUAAACCAGUUAUCUGGAGCAUACGUUUAAACUAAUGGUGAGUUAUUUUUAAAAUUGAAUUGAAGUUAUGGACAAUAUGGCGACAACUUUUAUUAAAGAAAACUUGAGCGGCUACAAUCUCCCGCCUGACACUCUAGUAGAAAUACACACUAUAUUAAUGCGCCGAUUUACCGCCAAAUUUUCAGAAGGGCUCUCACCUGAAGGACGUAUGGCAAUGGAACAAACAGCCAUGCAAGAAACGGAUAAUACAACAAAUUCAGGACAAGAGGAUAUUGAUAAUGUAGAAACAAGUACGUAUAUAAGGCGCAGAUUGCAGAAGAGGAGAUCUAAAACUAUUUCAUUUACUGGCACUUUUAACGAGUCUUCAGCCAGUAAAAGUAACAAAGAUGCAGGAAAUAAAAGUGAUUUGAAAAGGAGACGCAGUAGUAGUGUAAACAAUGAUAAAGAAUUGGAACUUACUGGCUACAGUGACACGUCUGAGAAAUAUAAUGAUGAACAAGUGGUAGAGUCAAACAAAUUACAAUCAGUAGAAAAAUGUUUGGUUUGGAUAGAAACGCAAAAUAAAGAUCCGAAGUAAACAUUCCAGUUAUAAGAAUAGUCUAAUUCUCCAUCUGAUAAAAAUGGAUUGAUAUUAUGCAUUUGUUGUGGGAAAAUAUGACAUGCAAGCUGUUCCAUAACUUAUAAAUUAGUUGCUAUAAAGAACAAAUGUUGGAAAGUUAUUGACAUAUUGUGACCAUAAAACUUUAAGUUCAAUGAGUACAUUACCCUUUUUAUUUUCAAGCGAUGAUUGAAAUAAUCAAUUUUGUUUGACAAAGUUAAUGAUGUAAUUUUCCCACAUGAAUAAUGCAUUAAGACGAUGUUGUUGUAGACAAAUAUUGACAUGCAAAUACUGAUCUUACAAUGACUUUAUAUCUCUAUUGAGGAGACUAUUUUAUCAGAUGCAUACUUAAUAUGCCUACAAAACGAUUUUUGUACUUUAAAAAAACGUUUAUAAAUAAUAAUGAGAGAAUAUUAUUUGAUAGCUUUCGCUAUUGUCAAUUCCACAUUGUCUGCAAUAGAAAACCCCUGAAACUUUAAAUCAAAUUUAAGUGUUUUAUGACAUUCAUGAUAUUAAUCAUAUGAAUCGAGAUUUGUAUGCUGUCGGAGGAGAUAAGAUACACUUUAUAUUUAUAUACACUCAAAUCUUUUGGAGUAUAUUGACUUAUAAAGAGACAAGGGUAUAGCGAUGUAAUAGUGUUUUCAAAAUGAUUCUUCUCGACAAUAUAAUAUAAGGUUAUGUAAACAGAAGUUUCUAUUUAGGUAUAUCGACAUAACCUUAUACUGUAUUUGUUAAUGGGUUAUAUGUAGUAUAAAUCCUGAUUAUAAAACGGAUGUAACUUUUUCUAAUGUACACAAUUAUCAACAUUAAGUAGUUAAAGUAGUGUUUAUAAUUAUAAGAAUGUUUCUUUUCGUAAAUGUAAUAUUUAUCUAUUCAUCUUCAUUUUAGCUUCUGUAUAUUAAAUACCAAAUUAUAGAGCGUGUUGUGUUAAUACUAUAUUUACGUGUUUUUGUCAAUUUAGUUUUAAAAACGACUUUCAUAAAUUCGUGUGCAUGAUAAAUCAAAAUAUGUCUGUUUAUAAAGUUUUUCGAUCAUUUAAAUCCCGGUUGAAAAAAUGCACUUUUAACGGGCACUAUAAGGAAAUGAAAAAUUUACAACAUAGGUCGGGUAUAUACCAUAAAAGAUUACACAAACUUUACCGUACGGAAAUCUGGUUUGGGCACUUUUCUGAACUUAAUCUUGGAUGUUAGAAGGACACUUUUUCAGAAAUGAGAAACCUUUAAGUAAUCUACAAUAUCA
Molecule: messenger RNA, 2466 nt
Organism: Ruditapes philippinarum (Manila clam)
Lineage: Eukaryota; Metazoa; Mollusca; Bivalvia; Venerida; Veneridae
Exons: 2
Coding region: 697-1206 (169 amino acids)
Source: RefSeq, a predicted model, not a curated record